AUGAAGCCCAAGGCCAAGAAGAAGCUCCCCAAGGAGGGUGGAUUUGCGGAGGCCGGAGAUAAGAAGAAGAGGGUGAAGAAGUCAUCGGAAAUGUACAAGAUCUACAUAUUCAAGAAACUCGCCCAAGAGGAGACUCGCUUGGCCCGCUACAAUAAAAACCCGACCAUCACUUCCUGCGAGAUCCAGACCGGCGUGAGAUUGGUUCUUCCUGGCGAAUUGGUAAAGAACGUUGUCUCUCUGAAAGUACUAAAGCAGUCACCAUAUUUACAAGCUCUUAGAUAA
Messenger RNA from Ipomoea nil (Japanese morning glory), 282 nucleotides. Its product is annotated as histone H2B-like. The coding region runs from base 1 to 282 and encodes 93 amino acids. Gene Ontology annotation, biological process: nucleosome assembly. The record is from RefSeq and is a predicted model, not a curated record. Gene Ontology annotation, molecular function: DNA binding; structural constituent of chromatin; protein heterodimerization activity. Gene Ontology annotation, cellular component: nucleosome. Lineage: Eukaryota; Viridiplantae; Streptophyta; Magnoliopsida; Solanales; Convolvulaceae. The transcript is spliced from 2 exons.